AUGACAUACACAUGUGACAAAACGUUAGUGUCUUGUGGUUGUAGUUAUAAUGAUGUUCAUCUCACUCAAUCAAGAAUUGUAGGUGGUGAAGAAGCAAUACCUCAUAGUUGGUCAUUCGUUGUCUCCUUGCAACAUCGUUCGCCUAACAGUCACUUUUGUGGUGGUUCAAUCUUUUCAGAUUCUUAUAUUCUCACAGCAGCUCAUUGUGUUGAUGAUGAAACACCUUAUCGAAUACAGAUUGUGGCUGGUGUACACAAUAGGUCUGAUCCAAAUAAUACAAUUCGUGAAGUAGAUCACAUUCAUAUUCAUCCAGAUUGGUCACCAUCGUCGAGGGAACGUCGGCAUGAUAUUGCAAUGUUACAUUUAUCACAACCACUCAGACUUGCUUCAAAUCCAUUGUUAACACGAAUUUGUUUGCCAAACGUUCAGUGGCCAAACAAUAUUGAAACUUAUCCGAGUAAUGGUACACGUUUAGCUACAAUCGGCUGGGGUAAUAUAAAAGAGAGCUUUUUCGAUAAUUCACCAGACAAUCUUCAUCAAGUUCAAGUAUUCACAAUUGAUAAUAAUGAUCCAAUUUGUGAUUCUGGUGGACCAAUCUUACAAUGGCUUGGCGAUCGAUGGGAACAGGUUGGUAUUACAAGCUUUGGAAAAGGAUGUGCUGUGAAAGGCGAUCCUGGUAUUUAUACACGAUUAGCUUACUAUUCUGAUUGGAUGGAAUCCGUAACCGAUGCAUCGUCCAACGUAUCAACACCAUUACCACAUGCUGUCUAUCAAUGUGAUCGAACAUCAACAUGUGGUUGUGGUCAGAAUGAUGUUCCUGCGUUAUCAUCUCGGAUUGUUGGUGGUGAAGAUGCUGUCGAAGCUAGUUGGUCAAUGAUGGUUUCACUUCGCUUUCCUGAAGAAUUUCAUCAAUGCGGUGGAACACUCUUAUCUGAAUCAUUCAUUCUCACUGCUGCUUAUUGUGUUGACAAUUUAUCGAUCGGAAGCGAAAUUAACAUCACGGUUGCCGUCGGUAUGACAAAUCGGUCUGAUCCAAGACAAAUUAUACGAGAGGUCGAUCGGAUCUAUAUACAUCCAAAUUAUUCCAGUCAAGCUCGUGAUUAUCGUCAUGAUAUUGCUCUUUUACAUGUCAAAACUCCAUUCAUCUACACUAAUUAUCCAUUUUUGGCUAAAUCAUGCAUUCAUCGAAUCGAUCCACCUGAAUUGACCAUUCAACAUCCAAGAAAUGGCUCACAUUUGACUGUAAUUGGAUGGGGUUUUCUAAAACAGAUAGGUUCCGUUGUACCCGAAAUGCUUCAACAAGUCCACGUUUAUACAAUUGGCAAUGAUCAUCCGGCAUGUUUGGACUCUAUUUAUGAUCCACAACUGCAAUUCUGUGCAGGAAUUAUUGAAGGUGGAAAAGGCGAUUCGGGUGGACCGAUUUUCCAAUGGACAGGACGUUAUUGGGAACAAGUAGGUAUUGUCUCGAAUGUAAAAGGCUGUGGAGAUCCGGGUCGUCCUGGCAUUUAUACUCGACUGUCAUACUACUAUCAUUGGGUGAACGAUAUUCUUCAAAGUCAAGGUGAACAUUUGGAACCAUUAAAUCAAACAACGAGACCUUCAAGUACGAUGUCAACCGCUGUGCAGCGAACGACAUCACGUAAUACGCAACCAACAAGAACGCAAAGCACUACGGUUGUUACUUGUCCAUUUCCAACAACCAACACAAGCCAUGGAAACAAAAAUUAUCAAUAUUUGCGCGCUGUUGGAAUAACUGUUUUCAUUGUGCAUGCUCUUUCGUUGUAUUACAGUGAAUUUUGA
Messenger RNA from Rotaria socialis, 1800 nucleotides. NCBI's taxonomy places the organism in Eukaryota, Metazoa, Rotifera, Eurotatoria, Philodinida, Philodinidae. The record is from the annotation of a GenBank genome assembly.